CGAGCACAGGUUUCACUGGUCACCAGACAGGCGCUUUGCUGGCUCCCAGCAUCAACCAUCUGGUGGACAGCAGAACCCGGGCUACAGGGUGGCUCCCCACUCCAGUGAGCCGACACAUAGCCCAAGGACACAGGCAGAUUGGAGAGAGGCGGCGUGCUAAACACACACUGGUGGAGCUACUGGGGGAGAGCAGCGCAGGGAUUGGCCGAGAGCACCGUCACUCAAGCAUCAAACGCUCUCCGACUUCCUCUGUCCUCCUUUCCUGGCGCAGCCUGGGAGGAGGGAGUGGGAUGGAUCGUUUGUGUGGAGGAACGCUCGUCCUCGGCCGGCGGAGCUCUGAUGGGAGGCAGCGCCGGCUCUGGUUGGGACUGGGGAUGCUGAACGGGGGGAGGGAGGGCCUGUUUGAGCUGGGACAGCAGCUCCAGCAGCAGGGGGAGUACCAGGCCGCCCUCCACUGCUUCCUCAGCUGCCUGUUGGGACUGACCCAUGUGCAGAGUUUCACCUCUCUGCCCAACUGCCUGCACCAGAUUGCAGAACUCUUCAUCACUGAGAAGAAUUAUGGAAAGGCCCUGCAGUUCAUCCAGGCGGAAAAAAUGUUUUAUGAGGUGGCGCUGAUCGAACUCACAGCUCAUCAGGGGACCACAGGGCCUCAUGAGGAGGCAACACUAGGCUCUGCACAAUGGACGACCCCCGAGGAGCUUUCGGAGCAGGCCUCCCAGGCUCAGCACCUCGAGCGCCUGGCCCAGCUCUGCAUCAUGAGCAAACAGCCACAUCUUGCGUUAGAAUACAGUGGUAAGGCUACAAAGAUCCACCAGAGGGCCUUUGGUAACGACCACCCAAUUACAGCCAGGAGCCUGGAGCUCAUGGCCACCGUCUAUGCUGAGAUUGGGAAGACUGAAUAUUCAGACUCGCUGGGUCAGUGUGUGUCCGCGCUGUCCAAGCGCUACGCGGCUGCAGAGUCCAUCAGAGACACUGUCAACUGCAUUCAUCAUUCCCACCGGGACAAACAUGCGGAUGUCCGACACAGGAAGGACAAUGUCCACCAACAGGAGGAUGCAGCAAAGCCUAAGGUGACCAACGGGAGAGUCCCAACCUCCAUUCUAAAGAGGCCAGGCUGCAACCACGGCUCAGAACCAGAACCCAACCACAAGCGGAAAGGAGAGCGGAGGGUUCGAUUCAGGGAGCCAGAGACCACAGUACACGACAUUCCUUACUGUGACUGUUUAGGUGCCUACGAGGCGGCGCCGUCGCGGCCCCACCUCGCCCUCUUCACCUGCCUCUUCCUGCUGAUGUCAUUCCUGGGCGUGGCCAUGUACUGCACGGAGCGGCGGCGGCCGCAGCGGCUGUGCGAGGAGCUGGAGGCGGCGCUGGCCGUCUACCUGCUGCACAUGAAGCAGCUGGUGUGGGGCUGCUGGAUAUGGCUGACCAUGCAGUGACUGAGACCAGCCACAGGUGGCGACGUGGAGCCUCCUUCACGCUCUCUUAUUGUUACCUUUAAAGGUGCCCAGGCCUUCAAACACCUCAGCCAGGGGUACAGUAAGGCUCUGAGGUCUCACAGAGACAGACGGGAAACUUGUUUAACCCCAGAAACAUGUAGCUUCCAUGUCUUUAUGUGUAUAUGUGCUACAGCGGCAGGAAUGCUGCUCUUUAUAUCAGCUAUAUUGACGUUUUCCACAUGUGCUGUUGAUGCUCACAUUUAACAUACACUUAAUCACCACAAACGUGACUUUUCAGUUAAUGUCACAGUUCGAUGCCCCUCCUCCGCGUGAGAGCACACGAUCCUAGGAAUCACAGAGAAGAUUGGAAUUCACGGAGGACCGUGGCUCUGAGGGACCGGGGCUAUCGACCUGCUCUGUCAUUGAGUGAAUGUUCCCAUAGAAUGCAAAUAUUUAAUUUGUUACAGAGCGUAACUUGUGUAUAUCAGAUACUACACUCUGAAUAUGUAUAUAUGGGUCAAUAUACUAAGGACUAUCACAGCAUUCAGCCUUGUACUUGCACAUACAUGAACGUGGAGAUGUUUUGACUGGCAGCGCUGACGUUGGUUGGAAAACGGUCCUGGAGGAGGAGAACGCAGGGCUUCAGAGGCCGAGAGGCAGAAGGAAUGAGUGGAAGAGUGCGGCCGACGGGAAGAUCUGCAGCACAAUAUCGCCAGUCAGCGAAGCAGCUCUCCUCGAACUGAAUGACUGCUAAUGCUUUUUAAAACCGCUUGAAUCCCACCAAAUAUUUAUUCUUCUAUACUGCAUACCUGCAUCUCCACCAAUAUCCAACUUUCAGUCAUUUUGGAUUUGUAACCUUUUUGUUACCUUUUACAUUUCUAUUCUGAAACAGUGAUAUAUUCAGGUUGCAACUGUGAUGUCAAAUAUAUGGAUGUGUGUGGACACAAGUAAUUUUAAUACUCCUUCUUAGCGCAUCACUGUUUUUGAGGCCAAACAGAAAUAUAGCAAAAGCAAUUGAAAAAGCCAAACCACAACACAAAUGGAGCAUAGGACCAUACAAGGGCAUCAUCACACUGAUAAGCAAUAACACAUCACAGGUUCCAGUAAAACGGUGUUUUUUUAUUUAACAGGUUUCAGGGAGCUCAGAGGAAAGGCAAUAUCAGCAAUAUCAUAACUCAUGAUGCCUGAGGAGAAAGAAAAUAUUCUCAACUAUGUACUGUCAGACUAAACUGUCAUUAGCAAUAAAACAAUACCCAGUGAA
Molecule: messenger RNA, 2697 nt
Organism: Betta splendens (Siamese fighting fish)
Lineage: Eukaryota; Metazoa; Chordata; Actinopteri; Anabantiformes; Osphronemidae
Gene: c22h14orf180
Product: chromosome 22 C14orf180 homolog
Exons: 13
Coding region: 291-1436 (381 amino acids)
Biological process (GO): positive regulation of Golgi to plasma membrane protein transport
Cellular component (GO): plasma membrane; transport vesicle; trans-Golgi network
Molecular function (GO): connexin binding
Source: RefSeq, a predicted model, not a curated record